CGCCAUUAACUUGACUGGAGAGCAAAAGAUUAAAACAGUUUGAUCAGCUGCGCGUGAUGAUUUAGAAAAUGCAGGCUAUUAAUAAGUAAAACAUACACUCAAUUGGUAGUUAAUUUUAUGUUAACCUUGCUGGUGCUGUUUAUGAACUCGAUGCAGCUGCUAUUCGUUUCAUUACCAAAACAAUAAGACAUAGAACACUUAUUAUUGAAAUACGGCUGUAGGUCAUCUUGAUAAUGUUUUUGUCGGGCGUUAAACAACUAGGAUUUCGGAUGCAAAUUGCUCGACUCGGGACUCUCACUGGUAAAGUUGAAACACACCAGGAUGUAAUAAAAACAGGGCAUCGCGAGACCGAUGUUGGACAGUACGAAAAAGCAAGGUCAUUUGAUACGAUUCCCGGGCCUAAAGGAGUCCCCGUGUUCGGUACACUGUUUCAGUAUACAAGGGGUCCAUACAGUGUCGAUUUUUACCCCGACGCCCUGGUUGACAGAUACUACAAAUAUGGCCCAAUAUUCAAAGAGACAAUCGCUGGCAAAACGAUAGUUCAUAUCUUUGAUCCCGAUGAGAUCAAAAAAUUAUAUGCUACAGAAGGGAAGAACCCACAUAUUCCACCACUUUUGGAGACAGUCAAGAUGUACCGGAAAUACCGAGACAUGUCCCCAGGGCUGGGUAAUGUGAAUGGCGAGGAAUGGUACCGCUUGAGGAGUUCCGUGCAGAAGCUUAUUAUGCAGCCCGUGUCGACGGCAAAGUUUCUCCCGAUGGUAAACGAAGUCGUAGAUGACUUUAUAACAAGAAUAUACAAAAUUCGGGCUUCGAUGGGAGAGAUCAACAACUUCAACUUUGAAUUGUCAAAGUUCGUAUACGAAUCCUCAACCUACACGUGUUUUGAAAAACGCCAGCGCAUCCUGAAUGAUGAAAAGGGGAGUCACACAGACAAAUUAAUAUCGUGUAAUAGAGCAAUGUUAGAUCUGUCAACAAAACUGAAAUUCCAACUGCCAUUCUACAAAUAUAUCAACACACCAACAUGGAAGAAGCUUGUGGCAUCCGAAGAUUUCUUUUACAGGUUUGGACAGACACUGGUAGAUGAAACCGUUGUUAAAAUGAACGAGCUAUCCGAAAGUGGUGAUUUGAAAAACGGUCAGUAUGUGUUUUUGAGUUACCUACUGGGAAAGAGAGAGUUACGUUACAAAGACUUGAGCAUAGUCACCCUAUCGAUGUUCAAUGAUGGUUUGAGCACAACUGCCCCAAGUCUAGUGUGGCAACUUUAUUGCAUAUCAAAACAUCCGGAGAAACAAGAAAAACUGUACGAAGAAGUUAAGGAUUUAUCCGAGAAAUCUGAACCAAUCUCUGCCAAAACACUGACGAGGCUUCCCUAUCUAAAGGCUUGCAUUAAAGAGGGAUUUCGACUCUUCCCCAUUGCCCCCGAUGUUACGCGGGAACCAACGAAGGACAUCGUCAUAAGUGGUUACCAAAUACCUAAAGGAACUUACUUGAGUCUAAACAACAACCUUUUGUUGAGGCUACCGGAAUUUUUCUCAGAGCCAAAUGCAUACAAACCGGAGAGAUGGAUACGUGGUGACUCGACCGAUCCCAUCCACCCCUACGUUGUCUUACCUUUCGGUCAUGGCACAAGGAUGUGUGUUGGACGGAGAGUUGCCGAGCAGGAAAUGUACGUGAUGCUGAUCAAGCUGUUACAGCAUUUUAAAAUAGAAUGGAAUUCUUGUGAAGAAAUGGGAAGAAAGUAUAGGACGCUAUUUACACCUAGCACAGAGGCAAAGUUCAAAUUCAUUCCGAGGGAGUAGAUGAUGCAUUACCUAAAGAACAGAUCUUUAUUAUUCGAUUAGGGAUUGAAUCACGUUAGAAAAAUGAAUCUGUGUAUAUUUUAUUCGAAGCGUUAAUUCGUCUGUAAAUGAGGGCGAAUACCAAUAUUGAAAUUUGAUAAAUCAGGGGCAAAUAAUUAACCUACAUGUAUUUUUACUACAUUAUAUACAUUUACGUUUUGCAUAUAUAAUUAUAUAUUUUGACCUUGACAUUUAAACUUUCAAAAGGAGGUUAUAUUCUACCGUUUCGUCCAGCAUUAAACUCAAAAUAAAGAUUUUGAAAAUUCAAGAACUUUCUUUUAAAGAACAGUGUAAGAGGAUCAAUAAAUGGUAGACAUAUAAUUCAUUUUUGUUGCAGAUUGAAAUCGCGAGAAAAGUUUUGUCGGGUGUCAUGCUGGGUCAUGGUUGAAAUUGUUUCAUCCUGCAUUACCCCCAAAAAAUGCUUUCGAUGUAACUUAGGUACCAUUCGCGAAUUAAGCUGACGCCUGAUGGUUUAUUAACCUACUAUU
Molecule: messenger RNA, 2326 nt
Organism: Owenia fusiformis
Lineage: Eukaryota; Metazoa; Annelida; Polychaeta; Sabellida; Oweniidae
Source: the annotation of a GenBank genome assembly